Molecule: messenger RNA, 906 nt
Organism: Acanthoscelides obtectus
Lineage: Eukaryota; Metazoa; Arthropoda; Insecta; Coleoptera; Chrysomelidae
Source: the annotation of a GenBank genome assembly
AUGAAUCUUCAGGCACGGCUACUGUUUCUCUUAGCAUAUUGUUCUGCCACAUCUUGGGCACUAAUUCCUCACAUCAACCCGUUCAAGCUACAAGAGGUCGAAUACCAUGGAGAUGAUGUUGGUGAGCCAUUGAUACUGACGCCACUUUUAGAACAGGGGAGAAUAAAAGAUGCUCGAAUAGCUGCCUCUGUGUCGUUGAGUGGUUGCGCUGAGGACAUAACCAGUUAUGCUGGCUACUUCACGGUUAACAAACAGUACAAAUCCAACUUGUACUUUUGGUUUUUCCCAUCAACCAGUGAUUACAAGAAAGACCCAGUGGUAUUAUGGCUUCAAGGUGGACCAGGCAGUCCAUCCAUGUAUGGCCUUCUCAUGGAAAAUGGGCCAUUUACUGUGAACAAACACCUGCAACUGGAAUUAAGAAAACACUCCUGGACCAACAAUCAUUCAGUCAUUUACAUAGACAGCCCUGUAGGCACCGGCUUUAGUUUUACCAAAAACGAUAGAGGUUACGCUAGAAAUCAAACUCAAGUUGGAAGUGAGCUAUACGAAGCACUACAACAGUUUUUCCAGCUCUUUCCAGAAAUCAGAAAGAACGACUUCUUCGUCACUGGAGAAUCGUAUGGAGGAAAGUAUGUUCCUGCUUUGGCCUACACGAUUCACAAAAAUAACCCGGAUGCUCAAGAAAAGAUUAAUUUGAAAGGUAUUGCUAUUGGAAAUGGUUAUAUAGACCCAAAGCAUCAAAGAGGGUAUGCGGAGUAUCUUUACCAACUUGGGCUUGUUGACAAGAAGGCCUCAAAUGCUAUUAAGGACCUCGAAGAUAAAGGUAAGUGCUUCCUUUCCUUAACGAAUAUCCAUACUCGUUUGUUUCUCUUUCGUCUUCAACAUUACUUGUGUCUUUCCAUUUGA